AACACCGCGAAGCGCAUUGAGUGUCUGGCGGGACACUACCACCCAGUCGCAUUGAAUCUAGACAUCACUGGCGAACCCACGCCCUGGUACCAACAACCGCAGUCAACUCGGGAUGCUCAGUCAAGGGAGAACACAAUGAUCAACGCCUUUCUGGUCUUCAAUGGCCAGGGUCAGCCCCGGCUGACCAAGUUCUACACACAGUUGGAAACGAGCAUGCAGCAGCGCCUGAUUUCCGAAAUAUUUACCCUCGUAUCGAAUCGACCGGCUGGGUCUUGCAACUUUCUCCCGCUUCCUCCCCUGCUCGCUGCCUCGGGCACCUCACAUUCAUCAUCGGAAGAAGAGAACGACGUUCCCUCCCUCGUUACGUAUCGUAACUACGCGACCCUCUACUUCAUUGUCAUUUCGACCUCGACAGAGUCACCACUUGCCCUGAUCGAUUUGAUACAAGUCUACGUCGAGGCGCUCGAUAAGCUGUUUGAGAACGUUUGCGAGCUUGAUCUCAUCUUCAACUUCGAAACGCUACACUCAACGCUCGGCGAGAUGAUUGUGGGAGGAGUGGUCAUCGAGACGAAUCUAGAUCGCAUUGUCUCUGGCGUGCGCGCACAAGGCACUGUAGCCAAAAGACCUGUGAACGAAGGGCGCAGCGCCGGACUGGGAGGCGGACUGAGUAUGGGAGGUAACUUUGUCUGGCAUGGACGGUGAGGUGGGCGGCCCCCUGUCUGAGAGGAACAUGACUCUGUUUUCGAACAAUAUGUUAUACAUGGGCUUCUGUGCCGGGUAUUCAAAACGCCAUAAACUCCUCCCUAUGCUGGUACAGUGUUGUCGGCCGAGAAUCUGUCUAUUUGGGGGUCUCGAUGGGAGCGGGUGCUUCGGGCGCAUCUCUGCGACGUUCGUAUCGUUUGUCAGACUCGAUUGUGCCAAACAGACCGCGCACACGCUUUCGGAUCUGGACGGAAUGGUUAGCAUCAGGCGGGACUGGAAGCGACGAAGCCACAUACCUCUUCCGAUGGCCUGUAUUCCUUGCCAAAGAACUCGAGCUCGGAGAAGAAAAAUGUCCAGCCAAGGAAACCUAGAGCAAGUUAGCAUGGAGCGCAAGCAGUCGCUACGAGGGCUUCGCGAACCAAUGACAGUUGCCAACUGC
This is a messenger RNA of Colletotrichum scovillei, 1141 nucleotides long. Its product is annotated as clathrin adaptor complex small chain. Lineage: Eukaryota; Fungi; Ascomycota; Sordariomycetes; Glomerellales; Glomerellaceae. The coding region runs from base 136 to 702 and encodes 188 amino acids. Gene Ontology annotation, biological process: protein transport; vesicle-mediated transport. The record is from RefSeq and is a predicted model, not a curated record. Gene Ontology annotation, cellular component: intracellular membrane-bounded organelle. The transcript is spliced from 2 exons.